Molecule: messenger RNA, 7895 nt
Organism: Fundulus heteroclitus (mummichog)
Lineage: Eukaryota; Metazoa; Chordata; Actinopteri; Cyprinodontiformes; Fundulidae
Gene: tpra
Product: translocated promoter region a, nuclear basket protein
Exons: 55
Coding region: 111-7604 (2497 amino acids)
Biological process (GO): protein import into nucleus; mRNA export from nucleus
Cellular component (GO): nuclear pore
Molecular function (GO): structural constituent of nuclear pore
Source: RefSeq, a predicted model, not a curated record
UAGCCUCCUCCGUUUGUACUUUCCAGUUUUUGUGGCGCUUUCAGGGUUGCCGUCAAGGGCUUGUCCGUCCUGUUACUUUCAUCGUUUUCUAGCAGGGGCCGCGGGUGGAGAUGGCGGUCGUCUUGCUGCAGGCCUUAGAGCGGGCGGAGUUGAACAAACUCCCGAAAGGUGUCCAGAACAAGCUGGAGAAGUUCGUGACGGACCUGCAGAAUGCUAACGAGGCGCUGAAGACGCAGCAUGAGCGCUUCAAAGCAGACAGCGAGCAACAGUACUUUGACGUUGAGAAGAGACUGACGGAGAGCCAAGAACAGAUCCUUUCUACCACAAAAGACCUGCAGGUCCUGAAAGAGGAGAAUAAAAAACUAAAUGAAGAGCUGAGCUCUCUGAAGGGAAUCGAGGAUGAGUCCAAUGAAGAAAAACAACCAAAACAGCAAACCAAGGCAAAGUAUGAAAUUGAGGCGGAGAAGAGAGAAUUGGCGAGACUGCUGGAGAAGAGAACGCAGGAGGUGGAGAACCUGACGGAGGACAUGAAACGUUUGAACGAGAAGCUGGCAGAAACCAACAAAAUAAAGAUGGAGCUCCAGCUUAAGCUGGAUGAUAUACAGUCAUCGGCAACCUCUGUGCAGCACCGAGAGAAACGAAUGGAGCAGGAGAAAGAGCUACUGGAGAAGAAAAUUGAGUGGUUAACUGCGGAGCUGUCGUCAAAAACCGAGGAGUUACUGAGCACCAAUAGGGACAAGGGCAAAGAGAUCCUGGAGCUGCAGGGCAGUCUGAAGAGCAGCAGCGAACAGGUGAGCAGGCUUGAAAGUCAGCUCACCUCUCUGAAGGAACUCGGUGAAAGCCAGAGCAAAAGAGCCGAAGACCUCAAUAACAAACUGAAACAGGCAAAGGAUGAACAGUUUGCUAUGGAGGAGAAAUACCGCGUCGAGCUCAACGCUCAUGUCAAGUUGUCGUCUCUCUAUAAGGGGGCAGCGACUGAGAUGGAGACAAAGAACCAGGAGCUUAACAGGGCAGUAGAGGAGCUCAGCAAGCUGGUUAAAGAGACAGGCGAAACUAAUAAGAUUCUGGAGAAGAAAGUGUCGGAUGCUGAAGAGCAGAAAAUACGUCUGGAGGCGGAACUUAGUGAGAAGAUAAAGAAAAUGGAGAAGGAGCUGGAAAAUGCAACAGUGAAGGCGGCAGGCAAACACUGCUGCGGGUCAUCUUUGACAGAACAACAGCUGGACGCCAUGUGUCCAUCAGCAGCUGCCAUCGCCGCAAUUGUCAAGCCUGGCAUGAAGUUUUUUGAUCUAUAUAACGCAUACGCAGAGUGCCAGACCCAGCUGCAGCUCGAGAAGCAGGAGACGAGGCGCGUGAGCAAGGUCCUGGAUGAGAUAGUCCUGGAGGUGGAGUCCAAGGCGCCCGUGCUCAAGCGACAAAGAGAGGAGUACGAGAGCAUGCAGAGGUCAAUGGCUUCCCUGUGCAACAAACUGGAACAAGCUCGCGCUGAGAUCUACAGUCUGCAAAAAGAGAAGGAUGAGGCCAAGCAGAGCUGUGAUGCAAUGGAGAGAGAGAAACUAAAGACUGAGAGACAGCUGGAGGAUACGUCUGCACAGCUGUGCAAUCUUCUGGUUGAGCUGGAGGAGGCACGGGGUAAUCGAGUGUCCAAAGACGACGGCAGCUCCUCCGAUAUCUCCAGCACCUCCGAGGUGAACAGCUCGAGCUCGCUGUCGUUUCGCAGCGUGAUCGAGCUCCAGAGACAGAACCAAAGCCUUAUGGGAAGGCUGCGAGAGCUGGAGGAGGAGAAGGGCAGGGAGCAGGCCAGGGAAACAACAGCGCGCAUAACCGAGCUGGAGUCUGUCGUGGAUAAACUCCAGAAGGAGGUGGAGCAGCUGAGGGAGCAGAGGAACCAGCAUAAGCAGCUUGCAGACUCCAGCGCCAGGCAGAGAGACAUGUUCAAGGCGCUGCUGACUCAGAGCACGGGCUUCAGCUUGCCUCCUCAAGGUCCAGAGUCGUCUCCUCGUCCUUCUGCCCCCGCUACUCGCUCCACUCCUCAGAGAGUCGCUGCUGCAGAGUCGGCCCAGACUGCUCAUACAAAAGCUGCUCUAAAACAGCUCAACGAUGCUUUCAUCCUGUAUAAGAAGGAGAAGGCUGAGAACGACCGGAUGCUGAAUGAGACGAACGACCAGCUGCAGAGGCAGCUGACGGAGCUGCGCUCCAGCCGCGCCAAGCUCACCUCUCAGCUGGACUUCAGUAACAAGAGGUAUGAGAUUCUUCAAGAAACCGUGUUGGCUUACCGCAGAGAGAUCGCCGCUUUACAGACGAGCAACCAAAAAAUGGCCGCCACCGCUCAACGACACGAGCACGUCAUCCAUACAAUGGUCCAGGACCUGAGACAGGCCAAUGAAAAAUUGGCGCUGGAACAGGUGCGUGUGGAGAACCUGACGAAAGAGAGAGACAUGCUGCGGCAGGCAGAGUGUCGCCUCAGUAAAGAGAAGGAGUCCGUUCUGACCGAGCAGCGCAACCAGAACCUGCUGCUGACCAACCUGAAGACCAUACAGUUGACUAUGGAGCGUACCGAGACAGAGACUCGUCAGCGACUUAACAACAAAAUAGAACAACUGGAGGCUGAACUGGCUUCAAUGAAGACCAAGCUGGAGGAGGAAGUUGCACAGAGACAUGCACUCGGACGCACUAUGGAUGCGCAGUUAUUAGAAGCGAAGAAGCAGCUGGAGGCACAGAACGUCUUACAGCAGAAGACCAGGGAGCUGCUGUGUGGCUCUGAGCAGCAGGUGAAUACACUGAAAGCUCAGCUGGCUUCUGCAUCUGCUUCGACCUCUGAAGCUGCUGCUACCUCCGGCAGCGCGGCCACCCCAGUCACCAGAGCUGCUGCCCUCCGGGCACCGCUGAGAGUCCCAGCUGCCUCUCAGCAGCUCAGCCAAUCAGAGCAGGAGCUCUCAGAACUGAAGGCUCAGCUACGAAGUGCCGAGGACCAAAACGCCGAGCUGGCAGAACAGCUAAAGAAUGCUAACACUACGGUUGAACAGUACCGAUCUGUAGUUCUAACUCUGGAGGACAGUCUAAAGAAAGAAAAGGAGUCGCGCUCUCCCCUGGAGGUCCGGCUGAAGGCGUCAGAGGAGCUGCAGAGGCAGCUGGAGAAGAAGAUUUUAGAGGUGGAGAAAGUGAAGCAGCAGGAGCUGGAGGAGCGAAGGAAGGCUGUGGAUGCUGUGGAGAAAACAGUGUGCGAGCUGCAGCGCAGUCUGAAGGCCAGUCAAGCAGAACAACAAGAGGCCCUGGAGAGAGCUGCCGCUGCAGUCACACAGGAACAGAAAGCCACACAGGACAGUCUGUUACAGACCAAGCUAGCGGGAGAGGCGCAGGCUAAGUACGAGCGAGAGUUGAUGCUUCAUGCUGCUGAUGUGGAGGCCCUGCAGCAGCUGAAGAAAACAUCCCAGCAAGAAUCGGCCCGCAGGCGGGAGUUGGAAGAGCAGCUGAAGAAAACUACUUCCCUGCUGCAAGAGAAAACGGCAACCUGGAGCGCAACAGAGAAACGAUUAAAGGAGGAGCUGUCCAGUCUAAAGUCUCGUUUUGAGGAGCUGGGAAAGCAGAACGCUCUCCUGCACCAGCAGAUGGAUGAAAUGGCCACCAGGAGUCGCCAGAUGCAGCAGGAGCAGCAGCUGGACGUGUCACUUAGUGAGGAUGGAAAGACCAAUGAGCAGAUACUGGAGAUACUCAGGUUUGUGCGUCGGGAGAAGGAGAUUGCUGUUGCUCGGUACGAGGCGUCUGAAGGAGAAGCUCUUCGUUACAAGCAGCGAGUCGAGCACCAGGACAGAGAACUGAAGGAGCUGCAGGAGGCUCUGAACGCUGAGAGGGAGAGGAUGCAGUUGAUAAGCAAGACUCUGUGUGAGCAGCAGGAACAGCUGAAGAAGAUGGAGAGCAUCAGCGCUCUCCAAGAAAACAACAGGAUGCUGAAAGCGGACCGAGAUAAGCUGGAACAGGAACUUCAGCAGGCUCAGGCUAAAGUAACAAAGCUACAGUCAGACAUCGCCCCCCUGCACAACUCUCUGUCUAUACUGUCGGAGAAAAAUGGCUCGCUGCAGGCGGAUAAGAGGCUGCUGGAGGACGAUCUCAAACGCUGGAAGGCUAAAGUUCAACACCUGGUUAGCCAACAGAAAGAAGGGGACGCUGAGGAAAAACAGAAAGCGGCAGCUGAAAAAGAGACCCAGCAAAAACGCAUUGCACAGCUAGUGGAAGAGACGGCCAAGCUGAAGACUGAACUGGCCAGAUCCAACGCCAGCAGCAGCUCAUCUCUGUCCCAGAUUCAAGGUCUCAAAGAUUCUGUGGCUCGCCUGACUUCAGAAAAAGACGGUCUUAGGAAAGAGCUAGAAACCAAAAACAAUGACAUUCUGGAGAAGAACAAGACCAUCAAUCAGGUGAAGAAGAUCGGCCGCCGCUAUAAGACGCAGUACGAAGAGCUCAAAGCCCAGCAUGACAAGGUGGUCAGUGAACCUGCCGGACAGGAGGAGCUGAAGAAGACCCGAGAGGAACUGAACACUGUGAAGGAGGAAGUUCAGAAAAAACAGGAGGAGGCUCAGAAAUACCAGCAGGAGUUGGAGGCGGCUCAGAAGGAGAACCAGCAGAUGAAGGAGAAACUUCAGGAGCUCCAAACUCAGCUGACACAGCUCCAGUCCCAGCUGUCUCAGACCCAGACUCAGUUGCAGCAGAACCAGAACCAGCUGGCUUCCAAUCAGAAAGAACAAGAACAAGCCAAGAACCAAACCCAGCUGCUCCAGAGUCAGCUAAAAUCCGUCAAGUCUCUGGCUCAGGCCCGUCACAACCAGAUGCAGCAGAUGCAGAGGGAGCUCCAGCAGACUAAAGAGAACCUGCAGCAGAACCUUGCUAAGCAGAAGGAGCUUCAGCAGGCGAAGGAGGCUCUCCAGCAGAACCUUGCUAAGCAGAAGGAGCUGCAGCAGACCAACCAGGCAACGCAGCAGAGUCACAAUCAGGAGGUGAACACCCUCAAGACUUCUUUGAGUCAAGCUGAAAACAAGAUGACUGAGCUCCAAGGCCAACUGGACAGCCUGCAGAAGACUGUGACCGAGCGUGAAGCAGAGAUUAAGAAUCUGCAGGAGCAGCUAAGUGAAGCUAAGCAAGCGCAGGAAGCUAGCCGAGGAGCGCAGGCCUCCCAGAGCUCCCAGUCUACCCAGGCCAGUGACUCUGCAGCCGCUGGGGACGUCAGCCUGGCUCUACAGGAGGAGCUGACGAGACUCAGACAGGAGCUGUCUGAGUGCAAGAAGAGAGAGGAGCAGCUAAAAGAGGAGAUGGUUGAAAAAGAGGAGAAGAGGAAAAAAAUCAUCCUUGGAGCCAAACAUAAAAUCAGCCAAGUAAACAGCGCCAAAGAGCAGCUCAGUCAGGAGAACGAAGAGCUGAAACAGAGCAAGGAGGAGCUGGAGGUGAGAAUGAACGCCCUGAAGUCUCAGUACGAAGGACGACUUCUUCGACUGGACAAAGAGCUGAGAGAACUGAGAGAGGCACAGGCCCACUCUGAAGGGAGGGAGGAAGCUCAGGACCAGAGCGGAGCCAAGCUGGGGGAUCAGCCCAGACCUUCAGACCAGAGGCAGAUUUCUUUGAAGUGUCCUGCUCAAGACAGGGGAAGCCUAAGUGCCUCUGAGCCUCCCACCGCCAACAUCCGGCCCACUCCAAGUACUCCGUCACCUAGCAACAAGCCAAGUCCAUCCACUGGUAGCAAGGCCACUCCGCGGGCCAGCAUUAGGCCCAUGGUCACACCUGCAGCUGUCCCCAUACCAACACCGACAGCCACAGUGAUGCCCACUACACAGGCGGAGAAUCAAGAAGCACUCAUCAGUACGGGAGCCUCUGUGCACUCCACCAGCUCUGCCCUCAUUACCUCCUUAACUCAGCCAACUAGCACGCAGGCCACAGCCUUUGUUCAGCCCACCCAGCAGCAGGCGGCCAGUCAGGAUGCAGGCUCCAGCACGGAGGCAGAACAGCCAACCACGUCGUCCUCCUCCUCCCCCUGUGUGCCGGCGACAGGUUCAAAGCGAAGCAGAGAAAACGAAGAGGAGGGAGACGAAGGUCGCCCCGAGAAUUCCCAAACGCCCCCGAGCACAAAGAAACUGCGGCUGAAACCAACGAUCGCUCUGCAGAUGGAAGAGGAUGAAGAGCAGGAAGAGGAGCUGGGGGAGGUGGCGGAGCAGCAGGUUUCUCCUGAUGACAGUCAGGAGCUCCCAGAAGAAGGUUUCCAGGUGUUGAGUGAAGACAUGGAGGACGACGGUGUCUCCCAGUCUGUCCCCUCUGACCCCGGCUCGGCUUUUAUUCGAGACGUUAUUGUGAUCGACACGGACAGUGAGAGCCAGAACAGCAAAGAGGGGGACCAGAGAGUGGAGGAGGAGGAGGAGGAAGAAGAGGAAGAGGAAGGGGAGGAAGACACAGGAGCAGUGGCGGAGCGGGAAGACGAUAACGAAGAUGAGGAUCCUGACAGUGGGAUGAGGGGUGCAGGGGAGAGUAAUGAGGAGAGCCAGGAAGCUCAGGAGGAGAGAGAUGAGGGGGCUCCUUCAGAGGGUACCAGCACUGAGGAGAACGCGAGCGAAGCGCCCUCCAGCUCCCAGCGUCCCUCUGACGCCUCACAAAGCGGGGAAGGCACAAGUGGUGGGACAGAGCUCGGAGCUGCUAAAGACUCCCUACACCACCCCCCAACCUGCUCCACCACAUUCUCCCCCUCCUCAUCCUCCUCAUCCUCUCUAACGCCGCGGCUGCCCCAGGCACGCAGGCCUCCGCACUCGCUGCCACCUCGGCUCUAUAUCCAAGCUCCGGCUCCUGAGCUGGGACCCCCACACACACAGCGACAGUCUUCUCAGCUGCGUAGACCAUCAUCGGGACGUGGACCUCAGCUGACACCUGGAUUAGCCUCUAUGCCGUUCUUUGAUGACGAUGACAGAAUGGUUCCCAGUACUCCCACGCUGGUCGUCCCGCACCGCACCGAUGGCUUUGCUGAGGCUAUACAUUCACCCCAGGUCGCAGGCCUGUCCACCAGAUUCAGGUUCGGACCUCCAGAAGAUUUGCUGCAGCCGACAUCAGCUUCACAUUCAGACCUGGGACAGCUGGCGUCUCAAGGAGGUUUGGGUAUGUAUGAGUCUCCUCUUUUCCUGGCUGCUCACGAUGAAGAUGGCGGUGGCAGGAGUGUCCCCACCACACCUUUACAGGUGGCUGCACCAGUGACCGUCUUCACAGAGAGCAUGCCCUCUGACAGUGGCGACAACAUGGCCUCCCAAUCAGUUCCCAUGGUAACUGCCUCAAGUGGGAUGGCUGCUUCUGCAGACGAUGGAGAUGAGGUUUUCAUGGAGCAGGAAGGAGAAGGCCCCAGUAUUGAAAGUUCUCUGGACAGCCAGGCAGACAUGGAGCCAUCAGGACAGCAAAGCGAUGAUGCCUCGCUGCCAUCUACGAGCCAAGACCCUGACACCAGCAGUGUUAGUCAGCCUCGCUCGGUAACAAGCCAGCCUCUGAUGAGCAUCUUCUCAGGCAGAGGCAGAGGAGGAAGGUUCAGUCGCAGAGGAACUUUUCCCCGAGGAGGACGAGGCGGCGCCACAGGAAAAGGAGGCGUGGCCUAAUGUUGACGUCACCAUCGGAGCCGCCGUGAUCUUAUCCAUUACGGACACGAGAAGCAACACUUUGAUCACAAACUCUAUGUUUCAUAAAGUUUUAGGUCAAACUAAAAUCAGUAAUCAAAUAUUUUACAGGAGACAACCAAUUUGUGAGGCUUUCUGAGAAUCCCCAGAUGUUUGUCUGUCUGUAAAAUCCACUGAGUUUAGUUUAAUUUGUAAAGUCCUGAUUUGUUAUAUUUUGAUUUUGUUCUGUUUCUGCAGGUGUGUUUUUUUAGAAUAAAACUGAAUAACAAAUAG